Messenger RNA from Cephus cinctus (wheat stem sawfly), 2486 nucleotides. It is a transcript of the gene Deaf1, whose product is annotated as deformed epidermal autoregulatory factor 1. Gene Ontology annotation, molecular function: DNA-binding transcription activator activity, RNA polymerase II-specific; RNA polymerase II cis-regulatory region sequence-specific DNA binding. The record is from RefSeq and is a predicted model, not a curated record. Lineage: Eukaryota; Metazoa; Arthropoda; Insecta; Hymenoptera; Cephidae. Bases 225 to 1670 code for a protein of 481 amino acids. Gene Ontology annotation, biological process: positive regulation of transcription by RNA polymerase II. The transcript has 4 exons.
CCGCUGUACGAGUUAGCGUCUGACAUCUACUCGUCUGUAGACUAACUACACCAGUUUUCUAUGGCUUCUGGCGUCGAAAUUACUCUCGUAUCGGUGGGAAAAACGUUUUUCUUUCUGUGGCAAACAGUAAGUUCGUGAAUAAUUAUACGGUCACCAAAUUUAAGUGCUCCCCGAACGGUGCCGAGUGUGCUGACGCCAUUGAACAGGAGACGAGAAUAGCCGAAAUGGAGGAGAACCAAACAUCGGAAAGUGUCGCUGUGUUACCGGACAUGUCCGAACCGUUGACGAGCGAAACCGAGGAGGCGUCCGCCCUAACGGGCGAGCACGAAGCCCAUCCGGUCGCCGUAACGGCAAACGUCUCUUCGGUUUCGGGAGUUACCGGUGUUCCCGGUGUUGGAGUACCGGUUUCUCUGCCGGUAGGUUCAAUAAUUGGUGUUGCUAAUUCGAGCAAUGGUACGACCUUCAAUGUCAUCACGUCCGAUCAGCUGCAGCUACCUGGUUCAGGACAGUUCAAGCAAAUGCUAUGUGUCGAUAACGGCUUUAUUUGCGAACCGCGCCAUGACAAAGAUACGGAUCCACUUCGUUGGAAUGGAGAACUCAAAGCCACGCACAUAGUUAUUCAAAACAGUACAGACGAAGCCGAAUCUGAUCAAAUUCACGUAUCUGCCGGCAAUUCUCAGCCAAUAUGCAGUUGGUCGGAGUCCGCAAAUAUGGCUGUUUUGCCAGUCAGAUGCAAAAAUACCAAUGCUGAGCUUCAUAAAAGUAGAUUUGGCUCUGGAGGUAGAGGACGCUGCAUUAAAUUAGGCCAAGAUUGGUAUACUCCAAGCGAAUUCGAGGCACUAUGUGGCAGAGCUUCCAGCAAAGAUUGGAAAAGAAGCAUACGGUUUGGAGGAAGGAGCUUACAAACAUUAAUCGAUGAACAAAUUUUAAAACCACAUGCAACCUCUUGUACGUGUGCUGCAUGCUGUGAUGAUGAUAGUGCAACGACACAACGUUUUUUGAUGCAGACAGGUCCUGUUCGAUUAUUUACGCCUUAUAAAAGGCGAAGAAGAACGAGAGAGGCUUCUGAUGGAGAGACUCCAUCUCGUAAGCAUAAGAGUGACAAUUCCAGAGAUGGAAGUAACAAUGAUGAAAGUGAUAAUGAAGUUGUUGUUCCUGAUAAGGAAGUGUGGCCACAAUUUGUUUCAACGGAUGGGUUGGUUGUACAGCAACCGCAACAACAAGAUACUGUUAUGCAGAAUGUACAUCAAACUGAAAAUGGACAAAAUGAUGAUAUUUUUAAAAAACUAGACGAAAUGUCUAAUAAAUUAUUAAAGUUGGCAUAUGAGUUUAGAAGAACCUUGGAAGAAGCAAAAGAGUUGAGUAGGCAGCAACGCAGAGAGCAAGUGUUAGCUGCCCAACUUGGUGCUAGGGGCGAUGUCAUAGAGACAGUCGGUUUGCAGCCAACCUCGGAUGCUGAUAACAAAAAGUGCGCCAAUUGUAACCGGGAAGCAUUUGCGGAAUGCUCAUUAUGCAGAAGAACUCCAUACUGUUCCACCUUUUGUCAGCGAAAGGACUGGGCAGGACACCAAGAAGAAUGCGUCCGGGGAGCAGCCGAAACUGUGAUGUUGAUUGUUGAGAGUAGCAGCGGGGAUGCGAGUGCCCUGACGACAACAGCUGGUGAUCAAUAGCUAGUGUUUCUCACUCCGAUUCAUCAAAAGGAUCCUGAGAGUGAACAAAUAGACAUUGAACAUUUUACAAACGUAGCCAGAGAUAGAGACUCGAAAAUUCGACUUCAGAAAAAUAAAAUUAAAAAGGGUCGUGAGUAGUUUGUAAAUACAUAUAGUAGCUAUUGUUUUGUUCCUCGAGUCAAACUGUUCGCCAGGCACAUGCUCACCUUAAAUUUGAAAAUCCCUUACGAAAAAACAAAUCUCCCAGUGGGUUCGCAAAAUUGUUCGGUAUGAACUUCCGCCCCUUUCCCGUCUAUCGGUGUACGUGUAUGUAUUAAGGCAAACAAUGUAAUGAAUGAAUGUGUGUACUGUAUAUAUUUAUGUUUACAAACGCGUUUCAAUUCUAUAGCCGAUGCCAUGCAUUUUGCGGAGUUAACAAAGCAAGUAGGUAUUAUGGAAAUAAAAAGCGGGCACAGUAAAUUGAUGCAAUUUGGUGCAUCUUUGUGAUCUUUUAGAUUUUGAAAGUGAUAAUAGCUGCGAAACGAAUGUCACCAGUGCGAUCUCGUGUCACUUAUGGGAGAAUAUGGCAAAAUAGUUAUACUUGUUUGUAGAGAAACACCAAGAAAAUAACGAGACACAAUGAAUAGCGUGCUAUAUGAAAAUAGUAUUUUAUAAUAUUAUUUAUAUUGUAUAAUUCCAUCAAACAUCAGAAAAAUUAAUGUAUCUAAACGUAGGACAUACUACAAAUAGACCUUCACUCGCAGAUUUUUACGCUCACACAAUUUUACAAUUACAAAUGAUUGUAUAUAGUAUAUUAAUAUAUGCUGUUAAUGGUAA